Molecule: messenger RNA, 1257 nt
Organism: Candidula unifasciata
Lineage: Eukaryota; Metazoa; Mollusca; Gastropoda; Stylommatophora; Geomitridae
Source: the annotation of a GenBank genome assembly
AUGCAUGAUUGUAGAAACAUGUAUUAUUUGGAUCUCUUUGGUGUGAGUAUGAUCAUGCCUCUCAUUCUGCCACACGCUCAAGAUAUUGGGGCGUCUCCAACACUGGCAGGUCUUAUAGGGUCAGUGUAUGGUGGAAUUCAGCUGUUUAGCAGUCCAUUAGUUGGAAGGUGGAGUGACAGAGUAGGGAGACAGUUCAGCUUGUUUCUUUGUUUAUUGCUGUCAGGAUGUGGCUACUCUAUACUUGGACUUUACUCGUCUUUGGUUGUAUUGUUUGUUGGACGUUUCGUUUUAGGUUGUUUCAAACAUAGUCAGACCAUUUCUAAAGCAUUCCUUGCUGAUAUUGGAGCAGACCAUGAACGUUCAGCUUUGCUGGGAAACUUUAAUUCCUUUUCAAACAUAGGUUUUGUUGUGGGCCCCAUCAUUGGCGGGCAUCUGGCGGAAAUUAGCUUUAGCCUCGCCGCAUUUGCAGCUGGGAUUGUCUUCAUAGGAAAUGCAGUGUUGAUCUGGUUCACUGCCGGCUAUGAUAUAUCCCUGGAGGCAGAGGUAUAUCACCCAGAAAUAGCCCUGAAGAAAGAUGACAACAUAAUACAAAAGAAACCGGUCCAUGAUGACGUCAGCUUUAGCUUCAGUCACCUGGUGCCAUUGUUCAGAGACUUUGACUGGGCUGAGCUCUGGGAUUUGUUUCUUGUCAAGUUCUUCGCAGGAUUUUCAGUGAUAAUAUUCCGUGGCAACUUCACAAUGGUUUUGAAGGAGAAAUUUGAAGCAGGCCCUAAAGCCAUCGGCUACAUAACUUCAUACAGUGGAGCAGUGGCUACCUUGUCUGGUUUUCUUGUAGGCAAAGUCACGGAAAGGUACAACAGUACAGCCCAGCUGCUCCUUCAUGUAACCAUUCUUCAAGUGGUCAGCUUACUGUGCUUAACUCUCUCCACAUCUAUAUACCUGAUAUUUGUCUUUCUCACUCCCCUAAGCAUCGUGACCUCCGUCUCAAGGGUAGCUGGCGCCACCUUGACAAUAAGUCGAAGCGGGGAUGCAAACAUAGGCUCUAUCAUGGGUCUCAGCCAGAGUGUGAUGGCUGUAGCUAGAAUGUCUGCGCCAUUUUUUGCAGGCAUAGCUCAGGAGUACAGUAUAGACGGUGCCGCGUUUAUUAGUGUCAUAUCUGCAGCUAUUAGCGUUAUUAUUAUGUUAGUACGUCCACAAGACCCAAAGGUCAGGCACAAAUUACUAGCAGACUUUCAAGGUGUUCUACAUCAACAAUGA